AUAGCAAUUUUUUUAAUGAAAAUUCUCAAUUGAGUUGGAAUAGUACCAUAAUUCUUUUGCUUGAUUUGCAACUGAUAUGGGUGAUUUUGGUGCACAAAGGAGAAUCACCAUAACAAACCACCACGGUGAAAAUCUCGUCGGAGUAUUACACGAUGCGCCUUCCGCUGCACUUGUUAUCGUUUGCCAUGGUUUUCAAUCAUCCAAGGAAAGGAUCCCCAUGGUGAACCUUGCUGGUGCUCUGGAAAAAAAUGGAAUCAGUGCUUUUCGCUUUGACUUCGCCGGAAACGGGGAAAGUGAAGGUUCAUUUCAGUAUGGUAACUACUACAGAGAAGUUGAAGAUCUGCGAGCUAUAGUCGAACACUUCCGUGAGGAGAAAUAUGUAAUUACUGCAAUUGUUGGUCAUAGUAAAGGGGGUAAUGUGGUUCUGUUAUAUGCCUCAAAAUAUAAGGAUAUUCAUACUGUUGUCAAUAUAUCUGGGCGGUUUAACCUUGCAAGAGGCAUGGAGAGUCGCUUGGGAGAAAAUUUUAUACAAAGGAUCAAAAAAGAUGGAUUUAUCGAUGUUAAAAAUAAAAGAGGGAAGAUUGUGUAUCGUGUAACUGAAGAAAGUUUAAUGGACCGUCUAAAUACUAUAACCCAUCUUGCCUGCCUAUCAAUCCCCGAAAGUUGCAGGGUGUUGACAAUUCAUGGGUCCAUGGAUGAAACUGUACCCGUAGAAGAUGCGUUAGAGUUUGCUAAGUUCAUAUCGAAUCAUGAACUACGCCUGAUAGAAGGGGCUGAUCAUGAAUAUACUUCUCAUCAAGAUGAAUUGACCAGUUUAGUUUUGGACUUUAUCAAGGUUCAUAAUGGUAAGGAAAACAAUACAUCUAAGCAGACACGAUUCGGAAGAGGAGAUAAACCUAUCCAUUCACGUUUCUAAUCUUUGCGAAAUAUGUGGAUCUGGUACCUCAUUUUAAUCUACCCUCCUUACUAAUAAAGAGGACAGACUCGUCCUAUUUCUUGCAUCUCUAGUGCCCACCAGGCAGCCAAUAAUUAUUAGCUGUCAGAGUUAAAGAAAAUCGACCAAUCGUCUCUCAUUAUUGGGCCACAACAAUUACACAUCUGACAAGAACUACCACGUCAUAACUGCCAGGUUAUCAACCUGACAUUAUACUCUUAUUGUUGCUGUUAAAAGUUUAUGCUCUUCCAUUUACAGUGGAUUUUGAUAUCAUAAGUUUGAACACCACCCAUCUGGUAGAUAAUACAUACAGAGUACAGUUGAUUGAA
This is a messenger RNA of Lathyrus oleraceus (garden pea), 1263 nucleotides long. RefSeq lists its product as uncharacterized. The coding region runs from base 77 to 916 and encodes 279 amino acids. The record is from RefSeq and is a predicted model, not a curated record. Lineage: Eukaryota; Viridiplantae; Streptophyta; Magnoliopsida; Fabales; Fabaceae. The transcript is spliced from 6 exons.